This is a messenger RNA of Amyelois transitella, 3412 nucleotides long. Its product is annotated as solute carrier family 22 member 3-like. The record is from RefSeq and is a predicted model, not a curated record. Bases 192 to 1892 code for a protein of 566 amino acids. The transcript is spliced from 12 exons. Lineage: Eukaryota; Metazoa; Arthropoda; Insecta; Lepidoptera; Pyralidae. Gene Ontology annotation, cellular component: membrane. Gene Ontology annotation, molecular function: transmembrane transporter activity. Gene Ontology annotation, biological process: transmembrane transport.
CCGAGUGGUCGCGCCAACCCACUCAUAUAUAACAAGAAAUAUACUCGAUUAUUUUAAUUAUGAUACACUUUUUAAUGAUAAACAUGUCGUGACAGUGAAUUUUUACUCUUAUGUCACCAAAAAAUAAAGUUUAAUUUUGUUUUGCGGCCGUUCACAAGCUUGGGCUAUAUUUACAUCGUUCCGAGCAAAAAAUGGAGGCGAAAGAAGAACUGAACAAAAAAGACCACCAGGAUGACGACGUCCUGGAGACAGUUCUCCAGCAUGUUGGCGAGAUGGGACGGUACCAGAAGUGGCUGUUCCUGGCCAUGCUCCCGUUCGGAGUGAUCUUCGCGUUCGUGUACUUUGUCCAGAUGUUCAUUGCUGCUACACCGCAACGACACUGGUGCAGGGUUCCGGAGCUACAGCAUUUGGAUGUGGUAACAAGACGGAAUCUUAGCGUGCCGCCGUCUCGCGCCGGCGACCCAUUCGAAUGGGAGCGUUGCAAAACGUUCGACGCGAACUGGAGCCAAGUCCUGCUGACGAUGCAGCCCCCUGAUCCCGGCACCCCCUCCACUCCAUGCCUCAACGGCUGGGAGUUUGAACUGGGAGAUAUUCCGUACCAGACCGUCGUCAGUGAGCGCGGUUGGGUAUGCGAGUUCGCCAGCGCCGGGCCCACAGCCCAGGCUAUCUUCUUCGUGGGUUCCUUCGUGGGCGGCCUGCUGUUCGGUUGGCUAGCCGACAACUUCGGACGGGUGCCCGCCCUGGUUGGUACGAACCUGGUGGGUUUUGUGGGCGGAAUCGCGAGCGUCUUCACAACCGGACUGUGGGACUUCGCCCUGGCCAGAUUUCUGGUCGGCAUGUCAUAUGACAGUUGUUUUAUGAUGAUGUAUAUAUUAGUUCUGGAGUACGUGGGCCCUCGCCACCGUACUUGGGUGGCCAACAUGUCCAUAGCCCUGUUCUUCGGGUCGGGAUGCCUGGUGCUGCCUUGGCUGGCCGUGUGGAUAGCUGACUGGAGGAAUCUCCUGAUAGUCACGUCAGCGCCAAUGCUGUGUGCAAUAGCUGUGCCCUUUCUAGUUCCUGAGAGUGCGAGGUGGCUGUCUUCCCGGGGCCGCAUCAAUCAGGCCGUGGAAGUGGUGAGGCGCUUCGAAAGAGUCAACGGGACUAAAGUGCCUCAGGAUGUAAUCGACGAAUUUGUUGUAGCGUCUCGUCAAACGCGGGAAACCAACGAAUCUCUCCUCUCAGUGUUCCGAAGUCCCCCGCUCCGGAAUGCCAUGAUUUUCAUGGUAAUGGUCUACAUGUCCUGUGCCCUGAUCUUCGACGGGCUGGUGAGGAUGUCGGAGGGACUGGGGCUGGACUUCUUCAUCACGUUUACACUGACUUCAGCAACGGAGAUACCCUCGGUGACUCUCCUCGCUAUGCUUUUAGAUAGGUGGGGCCGUAGAAUGUUGACCUGUGGCCCUAUGUUGACUGCUGGGAUUCUUACAUUAAUUGCUGCAUUUGUCCCCAAAGGCAUCCCCCAAGUGACACUAGCCAUAAUGGCCCGCUUCUGCAUCAACAUGUCGUACAACGCCGCCAUACAGUGGAGCACGGAGCUGCUGCCGACCGGCGUGCGCGCAUCGGGCUCCUCGCUCGUGCACGUCAGCGGAUACGUGGCGACUGUCAUGUCGCCGUACAUCGUAUACUCUCAACUCAUAUGGAGCUCCCUUCCAUUGCUAAUCCUGGGUGUGACAGCGUUUGUGGCCGCCGUGUUCGGGAUGUUAUUGCCGGAGACAAAGGGCCGGCCGAUGCCGCAGACCAUUGACGAUGGAGAGAGGCUAGUUCGACAAUACUCACUCUGUGGUUACAAGAACCCUGACAAAGAAGAAACUGAAAUGUGGCAGAAGAACGGCAACGACAAAGCGCUUAUCACGUAGCGUACUAUACGACCAAUUUUAAUUGACACAUAUCUUCGAGACUUCUUGUAAGAUCUCGGUUACACUGAGAAUGAGCCGGUUGAUCAUCAAUGACAAAAUGAUUCUUCAUCAAAAUUUAAAAGUUUGUUAAAUAGUGGAACGAACUAACUGGGAGACCCCUCAAAAUUUAAUCUUGCCGAAUAUUUUUGUUUGAUAGAUGUAAUAAUAUCAAUUAGUGCGAUUAAUUAGAUAUUUCAGUGUAACUUCCGUUAAACGCAAGUAAGUAAGUAUGAAAUAAACCAAAAACCUCCUAAGUACAUCAUUACCCAUUUAUUAGGUUACUUGUAGAAUUGUUUUUUUAACUUAGUGAAAAGUGACAAUAUUUAAGUAUGUGAUUUAAAAAAAUAAAUGCAUUAGUCCUUGGACUAGGUCCUUAUAUUAAAACUUAAGUAGUAUUACUUACUUGACCUAUUUUUUCUUAAAAACUUAGUGCUAAGGAAUUAAUGUGUGUGCUAUGAAUUGUAAUGUAAGAAUUAUUGACAUAAUUUUUAUAGGUUAAAUGAAUUAAUUUUACAAAAUUAGUUAUUACAUUUAGUUAAAUGAAACUGGAUUAAAGUAACGCUUUUCAUCUGAACAAAAAAAAACCAUAUUUAUUAUUUUAAAGCGUAAAAAAUAUAUGAACCGUAAUGAGAUUUAAAUUUUCAAAUUCUUAAAUAAGUACUUAUUGUAUUAUAGUGAUUGAAUGCCCAAUGUGAUAAAAUAGUUAUCGCGCUCAGAGUUGUGAGUAGAUAGUUUAGGUAUAAAAUUAAAUUUAAAAGCAUUAUUUUUAUAAGUAGGUAAGCUUUUUAAACGCACAUUUUGUGAUUAUGAAUUUAAGCACGCAAACAAAUAUGUACGUACAUUCAUUUCGACUUACGUGCCUCUUUUUAUACUAUAGUCUGUGAUACAAAUACCUAAAUAGUUUAUCAAAAAUAACGAUAUGACGUGAUCUUCAAUAUGAUUUUCAACUUCUGAAUAUUCUAAUUACAGUCAAAAUUUAUAAUUGUGAAUAAAGAUUUUGUGUUAUAUGGUAGGUUUUAGUAAUCACAUUAAUUUUGAUAAGUUAGUUAUUAAGUUUUUUUACAAGAAUUUAUUUUUUCUUUUGUGAUUAAUUUGUCUUUUGAGAUAUCUAACAAUUAUUGAAAUCUAACUUUGUAUUAGGUAUGUGGGUGUAUAUUAAAAAAUUAACAUCAAAUUCUAGUACUUACGCAGAGCGUAUCUGGUGCUUUAUGUUAAAUUAUAUAUUUCUAUUAUAGUAUGAAUUAAAUAAUAUAGUUCCUUUUUUAUUUGGCGUGAAAAUCUACAGACAAAUUUUACCGUUUUUCUUUAACGAAUGCGAACUAGGUAAGAUUCAAAUAACCUCUAAGUUAAGAAUAUUAUUUUGUAUGCAUUUAGUUGAUUAUAAUACAUGCUGAAAUUAUGUAUAAAUAACUAUGCAAUGAAAUAAUUGAGUUAUGUAAUGAAAAGUGUCAACCAAAAUAAAAUAAUGUAUUUAUUCCUUA